AAGUCAAAUGGUAGGAAACAAAGAUUGAGAGAAAUAUGAGGAGCUGAUCGUAAAUACAAACUCUUAUGAGGUUCCAGUUUCAGAAGCCAAAACAAUUCCGUAUCCUUCUCUCCUUUUCUUUCUCUCGCCAAGUUUACCUCUUUCCAUGGCGCUUCCUCACCAUUUCGAUCCUCACCUACAAGACUCCAAGUCUUUCAGAGACUUUUGCGGGAUCGACGGUCAGAUUUCACCACCAGCAUUAGGGUUCGAAAGCUCCACGAAUCUCCAUGAGCAUCCUCCGUAUAUUCCUCCUUUCCACGUUCCCGGUUUUGCACCUGGACCGGCUUUGCAAACCGACGGUGCUGAUGUUGGCGCUGGCUUCGAGUGGAACGGCAUCUAUGGUCGAAAGAGUCUAAAGGAAAUGGAUUUCAUGGAGAACAAUUCUCAGUUAUCUUCGGUUGAUUUUUGGCAAGGCCGGUCUGUCUCAACCGGUUUGGGUCUCUCCCUUGACAAUGCUAAUGGCUCGGCUUUGUUGUCGCUCGUCGGAGACGAUGUUGAUCGCGAGUUACUGAGGCAGGAUUCAGAAAUCGAUCGAUUUAUCAAGAUUCAGGGAGACCAAUUACGGCAAUCUAUCCUCGAGAAGAUCCAGACGAGUCAGCGUAAAACCGUGUCACUCAUGGAGGAAAGAGUGAUCCAGAAACUUCGUGGAAAAGACGAGGAACUCGAGAUGAUAAACCGAAAGAACAAGGAACUCGAGGUGCGAAUUGAACAGCUGACACUGGAAGCCGAGGCAUGGCAACAACGUGCGAACUACAACGAGAACAUGAUCGCUGCUCUCAACUACAAUCUCGAACGCGCUCACGGUUGGCCGAGAGAGAGCAAUAUGGAGGAAGGAUGUGGAGACAGCGAAUUGGAUGACACAGCCUCUUGCUUCAAUGGUAAGGCGACGAUGAUGAUGUGCAGGUUUUGUGGAGUGAGAGAGGUGUGUAUGUUGUUGUUGCCGUGUAAGCAUAUGUGUUUGUGUAAGGAGUGUGAGAGGAAGCUUAGCUCUUGUCCUUUGUGUCAAUCUUCUAAGUUUCUAGGGAUGGAAGUCUACAUGUGAGAUGAUAUUUGAUCCAAGCUAAAAACUCUAAUUAGCUAACGAACUCGUUUGUAACUUAUCUUGCUUUCUUUUGUUUGUUAAUAUUAACUUCUGUUGUUUCGUU
Molecule: messenger RNA, 1184 nt
Organism: Brassica napus (rape)
Lineage: Eukaryota; Viridiplantae; Streptophyta; Magnoliopsida; Brassicales; Brassicaceae
Product: probable BOI-related E3 ubiquitin-protein ligase 3
Exons: 4
Coding region: 146-1081 (311 amino acids)
Molecular function (GO): ubiquitin-protein transferase activity
Source: RefSeq, a predicted model, not a curated record